GUCGUCGGAAGUAAUCUCACGUCUUCAUCAUCGUGAACACAAACUUUAGUUCAAUCAUAGUUUCGCUUUGCGGUCCUUGUCAAAGUAGAUGGUCGCGAUGAAACUCAAAGUGGAGCGGAGUCUCUUUUGAGCUCACCUCGUCGGGACACCAUCUGUCUGAGCGGUCGUAGUGCCGAGGUCUGUAAAGGAGCAUGGAUGGAGUCCCUUGCCGUUGGAACCCUACAAGAGCACCAGAGUCUUUACACCGCUGCCGGCCUACCACAGGCACCCUGUCCCGGCUGGCCAAACUGGUAGCACACGUGGAACCAAAACCAGACAGUCACUCUCGAAAGCAGCCCCUUGCAUGCCACUCCUUCGGUGGUCCAGAAUGUGACCAGGAAUCCCCUAACAUGACAGAACAUUCGCUACAUCAAGAGUCCAAACAUGCGUUACCCAAGCCUCACAAAUGUGUGUCCUGUGGGAAUGAGUUCUCCCUUCUAUCAUCAUUACAGCACCACAUGUGUGCUACUUCUCCUGAUGAACUGGGUUUGGCUCGUGCGGACGGAGCCUCUGAUCCCGACGGUCUCCAGGACAAGUCGCCUGGCCACCAACCUGGCUUUAUUGACAGUGUCCCGUACGCUUGUGCCUCGUGCGGCAGAGGCUUCAGGCAGAAGCAGGCUCUUCUCCAGCAUCAGCAGGCUGUUUGUGGUGAACCAUCUCUAUUGUCUGGGGAUGGUGCCAGCACCCCUCCCGCCGACUCACCCCAAUCGGCUUCUGAGGCUGGCUCGAGCCAGUCUGAUAGUUCAGAGCCUCAAGUAAAUCGCACAUUUGUCCAAUGUUUAUUCUGUCCUAGAAAAGCACGCUCAGGAGCUGGAAUUCAUUGCCAUAUGCGGACAUGCCAUCCAGCGGAGAGUCGGGCUUUUCUCAAGCAUCAGCAGGCUGGUCGUAGUGAACCAUUCGUAUUGGCUGGGGAUGGGGCAAGCACCCCUCCAACUGUCUCCAUUGCCCAAUGUUUAUUCUGUCCUAGAACUUCCCGCACAGGAGCUGGACUUCAUUGCCAUAUGCGGAAAUGCCACGCAGCAGAGCUAUUGGCGUCUGAACAACAAAGGGUAAGGUGCCGUGCCAGUAAGUUGCCAAAGCUGCUGGGUUGCCGCUCUUGUGAAAUGGUCUUCAAGAGUACAGCCAUGCUGUACUUGCACAGGAAGGAGAUGCACAGCAGGGAGACGGCCCCAAGGAGCGAGAGAAUUCCGGUCAUUCCCAAACGUCGGAAGCAGGAGACGUAUCCAUGUCAGGUCUGCGGUAGAGUCUUCCUGCAUCAUCUGUCUCUUAGGGCCCAUUCCAAACAGCACUCGGCCUCGGAUGUCACCGCUAUCCCCAAGCAGGGCCACUCUGCCGAGGCCAAUGCCAGACAAUCCAAAUACACUGAAAGGCAACCAAAAAAUCUCCACCAUGCACUUUUGACUAAAGGAAAAUCUGGAAGGAAAACUGAGACAUUGGAUGAGGAGACGGCUCUGAGGAGCUCAAGGAAUGGAUGUAAGGUAGAAGAGGAAGUGGAGAGUGACUUCCCGUGUCCCUCGUGUGCCAAGGUUUUUUCCCUUCAGUCAGAGCUCAGAAACCACGCAGAGCUUCAUCAGUCAACUGCACACUGGAGACAGUGCAGUGUUUGCCUUCAGGAGAUGGACACCUCUAAAGGGUUAGGUUCUAAGAAACGUAGGCUUUACCAUUGUGUUCCCUGUCAGCAGACCUUCCCAGCGUUGGACACCUUUCUGAAACACUGCCAGGAUCACCUACGGGUCAGGGUGGAGGAGGACCAUAUUGCUGAGGCUUUUGGUUUCCAUAGCAACAAAAACAGAGAUUAAUAGACUGUCAUUGUCACUUUAGCGAGCCAUGUUGACUUAGGUUUCAGAAUUUAAGAAGCCACAAAAGCUGAAACAAUUCCUCAUUCAGUACCUGAAUAGUCAGUCCACUGUUAGUAUCACGCUGAUUGGUUGAAUGUAUUAUCAAUAGAUGCCAAUGCCUAAAUAGUCUGUUUAACAAUUGAAUGGUAAGUCAGGCAGGUUUGUUCCACUCCCUAAAUGAAAAUCAUAAAACAUUUGACAAAGUAUUUGUAAUGCUUUGAUUUUCCAAUGGAUUUGAUAAGACUCUAAAUUUCCCAUGUAAUAAUUAUUGCAUGAGUCAUAUUUUUGAAUUUGAGCGUUUUGUUAAUAAAAUGUCUUACCUUAAGGUAAUGGAAGUAGUAUUUUACUUUUGGUGGAUCUGUCAUGGUAAACGCAUGUCAUUAGAUAUAAUUGAACUCUGACUCCAAUUGCAAUUCUCAUUUAAAUUCAACCAAAUUAACAUUUUGUGAACCGUAUUCUUUUUAUUUUUACAAUUUACAUUCCCUUACAUCAGUGGUCUCAAACUCGCGGCCCGGGGGCCAAUUGAGGCCCGCGGGAUGAUAUUUUGUCGCCCCCUACUUGACAUCAAAGUUUAGUGUUGGUGCAGCCCGCGCGUUGUUGUCAAACGCACAGUGGCUUGCCACGCUUCUUUAUGACUUGUGAUAGAGUGACCAGAUGUCCCGGUUUUGCCGGGACAGUCCCAAUUUUGAGUUGCGUAUCUUGAGUCCCGACAAAAACCAAAGGACGCUAAAAUGUCCCGGUUAUCACCCCUGUCAGCGAUGACAUAGCCAACGUGAUCUAAUUAUAGCCCGAUCAUUAACUUAGGUCGGGUAAGUUGUGCUCCUUUUCUUUGUGGAAUACUUGAUGGGGCCCAGCCUGACCCAGACUCUACCUCCAGCGGCCCCCAUGUAGGUUGAGUUUGAGACCCCUGCCUUACAUGGUCCUCGCAGAUGGGUAAUUAAAUCCUGUCUGUUGAACCUAGAUAUGGUGUCUUGGUACUCACCAUGAAAAUUGUUAGUCACAGGCCUCCAGUUAAUUGGUUAUUGUUUUGGAAUUACCAGUAUUGGCAUUGGUUGUUUUUACAUUCUACAAAACCUAUCGAAGGGAUUAAAACCUUUUGUAAAUGGUUGUGCUUGCUUCAUAAUAUUAUAUACACUGUCCUUGUGUAUAUUGUGUUUUUUAUGUGUACCUGACUGCAAGACAAGUUUCCCUUUUUGGGACAAUAAAGUUAAACUGAACUGAA
Messenger RNA from Gadus morhua (Atlantic cod), 3099 nucleotides. Its product is annotated as zinc finger protein 135. The record is from RefSeq and is a predicted model, not a curated record. Bases 192 to 1838 code for a protein of 548 amino acids. NCBI's taxonomy places the organism in Eukaryota, Metazoa, Chordata, Actinopteri, Gadiformes, Gadidae. The transcript has 2 exons.